This is a messenger RNA of Gadus morhua (Atlantic cod), 2057 nucleotides long. RefSeq names its product ferredoxin 2 (gene fdx2). The transcript has 5 exons. The record is from RefSeq and is a predicted model, not a curated record. Lineage: Eukaryota; Metazoa; Chordata; Actinopteri; Gadiformes; Gadidae. Gene Ontology annotation, biological process: P450-containing electron transport chain. Gene Ontology annotation, molecular function: 2 iron, 2 sulfur cluster binding; electron transfer activity. Bases 12 to 602 code for a protein of 196 amino acids. Gene Ontology annotation, cellular component: mitochondrion.
AAAACAGGAGAAUGGCGGCGUCCACUGCUGUUCGGUCGAGCAUGGGGCUGACAUUCAGACUUUCUAGAGUAAUAAGACAGUGCAGUGCAUCUCCUUUUUAUAGAUUAAAUAGCUGUGUGGAUGGUUUUGCCCUUCUUUCGAAGCAAGGGUUCCCAGGUGGUCUACAGACACUGAAUCGCCAGUUGCAGACUACGAUGGGUGUUUGUCACAACGACGUGGGGAACUCCAACGCAGAGGACCCAAAAGAUGUGGUGAACGUGGUGUAUGUAGAUCGCUCCGGGAAGAGGAUCCCAGUCCGGGCCAAAGUGGGAGAUAACGCGAUGUACCUGGCUCAUAGGCAUGGAAUUGAACUUGAAGGAGCGUGUGAGGCCUCUCUAGCCUGCUCGACGUGCCAUGUAUAUGUGAGCAGUGAUCACUUAGACAAGCUACCAGACCCUGAUGAAAGAGAAGACGACAUGCUGGACAUGGCUCCCUUGCUUCAGGAGAAUUCCCGACUGGGAUGCCAGAUCAUUCUGACUCUGGAGAUGGAAGGCAUCGAGCUGACCCUGCCCAAGGUCACCAGGAACUUCUAUGUGGACGGCCACGUUCCCAAGCCCCACUGAGGAGAAGCCCCGUCUGGUCGGAGUUGGCUUCAGCGAUGGGAACUUAAGUUAGACAAGACGGUUUGGCUGGUGUACCCGUGCCCCUGGUCCCAGUUUACGCCCAAGGAAAUGACGUCUCUGAAGGGCCACAAUCUAAGGAGUCAAAUGUAAACACUGCCCAGAAGGCCAUGUGGUUUCUACUUAAAUUGGCUGAUAUCCAGUGUUAGCUUGAGGGAUAGCAGCCAUGCUAAACGCUCUGCUAAGCUGCUAUCGCUAUUUCUAGUUGAAAGAAUUCUCACGCAGAGGAAUUGAGGUCAACUUCCAUCAUCCAAUCUCACAAAAUGAUCUUUGUUCAAAGCUGUUUGUUUUUGCCAAAGAGCCAGCCAAGUCAGGUUUUGGCAAAAAAACAUUUAUGAGAUUGAAUGAAACAUUCCAUGUUACAACUUCUAAACGUCAAGUACGCACAACUAUCAAUACCAUGUUUUUCAUAAUUUAUGCUGUUUUAUGUCACUUGUCAUGUGCAUAUGAAUGACUAACAAUAUUUUUGUAUGAAGUGACUUAAUAUAAAUUUGACUUAACUUAUGUAGUCCUACCUUGCAACAUACUCAAACAGGGAGUACAAAGAGACAGAUUUCCAUUAGAUAAAAACCUACAAAUAAUUAUAAAAGAUAUAUCUUUGGUGAUAAGCCACCUCUUGGUUUCAAAUCAUUUUAAGUGACUCUGAUUAAGUGAUUGCUUUUCAUUGUUGACAUGACAUUACCCACCCACUAGUAUUAAGUAACUCUCUUAUAUGUAGGCCUACUUAGAAUAUUUCAUGGUACAUUGUCAAAGACAAUACUGUUUGAUAAAGAAACACCCAUUUCUGUAGUUAAGUGACUAGAGGCACCUAUGGUUAUCAUCUAUUUCUUGAAGCAUCUUAACUGUAUAAUUCCAGCUCUUGGGCCACCAGACUCAAUUAACACGUAUAUCCGUUUCAAUGUGCAGAAGGAUUCAAAAACAUUAGUAAAACCGAAAAUGGUAUAAGGCAUUUAUUUUAUGCUUGAUUUCCUUCUAAAUUCGCCUGAAAGAAAUAUGUAUUUUCUUGAUCUUGAUUUGUCUCAACACGUGCUUGUUUCACUGGAUCAUUUUUCUAAUUAAAUAUAUUUUAUAUUAGUUUGUUUUCAUCAGAGAGCAUGUCCUACUUUUAUCGUUAAAAACCCUGUUACUGUCGAAUUGCUUUUCUUCUAAAUCCACUGGCAAAUGCCCAAACAGUUACCUCAACUUAUGAAGAAGUCCGACACGCGGAUGGUUCAGCAGUGGAUUCAGUCGGCAUUUGGGUUUAGGGGCCUGUUAGAAAAAUGUCCCGAAACAACUCAUUGAAUAUACUCACAUGCAAUUGUAUUGUUUUAACGUGUUGAUGUACUUUACCCACUGGAUACAUGCGUGCAAUAAAAUAAAGAACAUUUCGAGAAAUUGGUCUUAAGACGAGGCAACCAA